Lachancea lanzarotensis is the source of this 1521-nucleotide messenger RNA. It is a transcript of the gene MMR1, whose product is annotated as LALA0S01e05380g1_1. The record is from RefSeq and is a predicted model, not a curated record. The transcript has a single exon. Lineage: Eukaryota; Fungi; Ascomycota; Saccharomycetes; Saccharomycetales; Saccharomycetaceae. The coding region runs from base 1 to 1521 and encodes 506 amino acids.
AUGAACACACCAACCAUGGGACCAGAGCAGCAGCUCACUCCAAAAAUGUCUCCCGUCAUGAUGCAUCUCGAUGAAAAUCUAUCGUCACUGGGUAAUCCGUCAUUCAUGCAUCUCGACGACGCUCACAACAAGAAGAAAGGUGGCUAUCCUGCCAUGUAUCGUACUUCGCUGUCCAAGCUCACCGAGCGUGGCCGGCAGAGUCGAGGCAGAAGCGCUGAUCCCAAGACUCCAACCAAGAUUUUACGCUCAAAUUCUCCCAUACGUGCACUGCUUGGAAAUGCGCCCAAAAUGUUCAAGCCUGAGUACAUGGGUGUGUCACGACUUCUCAAUAGCACCAAAGGAGCACCAACUCCGCCCAUUACGACACCCUCUAUGAUCCUUACUUCAUCCAAACUGCUGUUCCAACAAGCUCCUUCGUCACAGCAGAAACAACAGCAGCAGCAUCAGGUAGAAGAAGAAGAAAAAAAAGAAGAAGUAGAAGAAUCACAGCACAAACAGAGUCAGCAGGUCAGUACACCAGAGGUACAACAAACGUCAGAAAUACAUAUCGAGCCAUCGGCGCCGCCACAAAAAUAUCACUCCAGAGAGGUUUCCAGUACAUCUUCCGUGAAAAGCACUGCAACCGCUUGCGAACCUCAGUCGAAUAUCAAAGCCCAGUCUCAGGUAAGCGCAGUACCAAGACUUUCUCCAGACACCAAGCGUUCGGAACAGCCAGCUAAAACCGCAAAUUACAGAUUUCCUUCUACGACGUCAACGGCUUCGUCGAGUUCCACGCUCGAUAACAAAGAAUAUCAUGAUAAUCUCAACUUUGACGUGCCGUCACUCGAUAAGGAUGAUUUCCUUCUGGCAACCCAAAGCAAAAGAAGCUCAUACAUUUCGAGUGUAGGAUCGACCAAUGACGAAGAUCUGAACGGAUGGUUUGCGCAAUACGCAGACGAGAGACAAGUAGCGACUUUGAACAUCAGUGACGCUCAGAACAAUAGACAGCAGCUGGAUACUUUGAGGGAAAGGUCGUUUCAAUCUGAACAUUUCUCGCUCAAAGUUAAACAGCUUGAGCUAAGUAUAGCGGAGCUACGUCUCCAAAACGAACAAUUAAGACACACAAUGACCACACACCGCACAGUCCAAGAUAGGUACAUGUUUGAUGCACUGCAUGAUGUACAGCGGGAGAAGGAAAACAGCUAUCGAGAAAUGAACCGGAAGAUGAAACAGCUGGAGAAGCAGAUAGAUAACUAUAAGCGCGUUGUUCAGAAAUUGACUGCUCCUGUGAAUUUGCCUCCUGUCGUCAAGCCUAGAAUCCCCCUAGUGGAUGCGCUUACGCUUGACGAGAUGUCAGAGGCCAAUUCCUCGAGCGGUGACGACACCGAAAGUGAGAUACCUGAGAAAGACGAAAAUUUUCACAGCCUGGGCAAGACUACAACCAUUACGCUACAUCCUAAUGACGAAAAUAGUCUGGCAAUGCCAGAGUCUCCUCGCAAGAGACUUGCUGGGAUCAAGCUCGGACUCACUUUUGAAAAAUGA